AUGAAGUUACAUAGGCAACAAACACACACAGGGGAACUUGGUGAAGAAUCCAAUUCCCUAAGUGCAGAAUAUCUGGAUUUGCUGGACCCCGCCGACUAUGUCUUCGGCCUAGUCCACUUCCCUCCCGGUUGUGACGUCAAACAACUCUUCAGCGCCGCAGCAGAGCCGAUGCUUCAGAAAUUCUUCAGGAAACUCACCAAGCAUCCUGCCACCCCACUACGAAAACGAUUCCCUUCACCUCCAUCCUCUCAAGUCUUGGAACUAACCUACGAGGGCUCCUCUUCACAUACACGGUUGCCGUUUCUCGGUCGUUACUCUAAUGGUGGCUACUGCUUGCGACAGCUCAAUGUUAAACGAUUACAAAUAUGCCUGGGCAAUGACAUCGACGGCAAAAAUAAUGUGGAGGGCGAUGGAGAGGACGUGGAGGCGAAGGAGGCGAAGGAAGCGGAGGCAGUUUCGGCAAGCAAACGACGCACAAGCGAUAAGGGCUGGAAGCCCAAAGAGGACUGUUGGGAGGGCCGUGCCACUAGGGAAGGGAAGUGGGUGACACCGCUGCGCCUCUCCCUUCUUGCCAACAACGCUGCCACAGGCCAUGUCACUGCCUUUGAAAAUACGGAUUCAUGUAAGCGUCGCCUUCCAACAGACGCGGGCCCACUCACAGAAGGUCGAAACUGGCGAAUUCGAUUUGGCUGGAGGUUGGAUGCCUGCUCGAAUGUGGGCACCACACCAACUCAACUGACUGUGUCUCACCCACCCACUAAUAAGGAUACUUCAUCAAAGAGUCUGCACCGUGGAAUAGGCGAUGCCAUGUCCCCCAUUGGAGUCAACUCCACAGAGUGA
This is a messenger RNA of Echinococcus granulosus, 840 nucleotides long. RefSeq lists its product as hypothetical. The coding region runs from base 1 to 840 and encodes 279 amino acids. Lineage: Eukaryota; Metazoa; Platyhelminthes; Cestoda; Cyclophyllidea; Taeniidae. The transcript has 5 exons. The record is from RefSeq and is a predicted model, not a curated record.